Messenger RNA from Anolis sagrei ordinatus, 1488 nucleotides. The record is from RefSeq and is a predicted model, not a curated record. NCBI's taxonomy places the organism in Eukaryota, Metazoa, Chordata, Lepidosauria, Squamata, Anolidae.
AUGGACUGGAUGAGGGCUAAGAAGCUGAGACUUAAUCCAGACAAGACAGAGGUCCUCCUGGUCAGCCGUUAUGCACCGCUCUUCCCUCCACCGCCACCUUGCCAGGAGCAGCAGGCCUUCACCAUUGCGCAACAGUGUCCUCCGCAGGCCUCCAUCUACAGCCAUUCUUCCUAUGCGCUGCAGCAGCAACAGCAACAGACACAAUAUGCGCCGCCGCGCAUUGCGCCGCUCAAUAACAAUGCACAGGAAAUGCACCCCAAGCAUUACCCCAAACCCAUAUAUUCCUACAGUUGCUUGAUUGCAAUGGCACUGAAGAACAGCCAGACGGGCAGCCUUCCCGUGAGCGAGAUCUACAGCUUCAUGAAGGAGCACUUCCCGUAUUUCAAGACGGCGCCUGAUGGCUGGAAGAACUCCGUUCGGCACAACCUCUCGCUCAACAAGUGCUUCACAAAGGUAGAGAGCAAGGCCUCUUCUUCUUCUUCUGCUUCUUCCUCACGCAAGGGCUGCCUCUGGGCCCUGAACCCAGCCAAGAUCGGCAAGAUGGAGGAGGAGAUGCAGAAGUGGAAGCGGAAGGACCUCCCCGCCAUCCAUAGGAGCAUGGCCAACCCAGAAGAGCUGGACAAACUCAUCACGGAUCGGCCAGAGAACUGCAGGAGAAAGCCAGCUGAAGUGGAAGCUGCCCGGAACAUUGUGUCACGACCUGCACAACCACCGCCUCCGCAACCGGUGAUGGCGCUGCCCUUGCCUCCAAUGUCCUUGCACCACCAGGUCCAGGCUCAGUCCUGCAUGGCACCCGACUCGCCAGCCCCUGCGCAGACCCCACCGCUCCACGCCCUCCGCGGCAUGGGGCAUAGCAGCCCCCUCCCGCCACCCAUGAUGCCGCCGCCGCCACCACCGCAUGAAGUCCUCCUCCGCGGCCCUGACUUCCUCAGUGCUGUCAUGACCGACAUGAAUGCCGAGGUGGAUGCCCUGGACCCCAGCAUCAUGGACUUCGCCCUCCAAGGAAACAUCUGGGAUGAGAUAAAGGAUGAGAGCUUCAACCUGGACAGCCUGGGGGCCUUCAGCAACUCUCCACUGCCUCUGUCUGACUGCGACCUGGCCUCUGCUGCUGGUCUGAACCCCACCUGCAGUGGAAGUGAUCACUCCUUUGCGGACUUGCAAGUGACUGGCCUCUACACCACGUACGCCACGCUGGAUGCCACCGUUUCUUCCGCGCCCUACCUUGGCACCCAAGGCAACAAGCCCAUCACCCUCCAUUGAGCAGCACUCAGGAUCUCACUCGUCUCUUCCUUCCUUAUCAAGAAACAUCAAGCACUAGAGUUGACCAUGGAGGCAUGAUAACCAACUUUGGCUUCCCAAAUGGACAUCAAAUUCAGCACAACUCUUUAUGGUCAACUUGAUUGUCCACUUUGCACAAUGCUAUGCUCAACUGUUGACUUCCGGUGGUCAAGGUUAACUUCCUAUAACUGAUGUAGACUUACCAUGCUG